CUGCCUUAGUGGGUGUGGGAGGGCCGCGUGUGAGGAACCGCGGAGCCGGCGGCGGGUGGGGAGGCGCGGAGGGCAGGGGACGGGACGGCAGGGUUGCUGCUCCGGAGGCGCUGGGAGACCCUGCGCCCCCGCAGCCGGGCCCCCGCCCCCUCGCGGUCUCCGCCUCCUUGCCUCACACACCCCCCGGGCCGCCAGAGCCCAGGCCCUCCCGGGGCUCCUCCUCCUUCUCUUCACACUCACCCUCCGACCCGGGUUCUCCUGCCACCCGCCGGCCUUGCAGCUUCCCGGGCGAGUCUUCGUUCUCAGGCUCUCCUUACACACACACAAGCACACGCCCGCUCCCGGGGCGGCCCUCUCCUCUCGACCCUCCUUUUCCUCUCCUCACUUACGCCGCCGUGGGAGGAGGAUUGAUGUCCCUUCAGCAUCAUGCAGCCGCCGCCGAGGAAGGUGAAAGUUACACAGGAACUGAAAAACAUUCAAGUUGAACAGAUGACAAAACUUCAAGCCAAACAUCAAGCAGAAUGUGAUUUGCUUGAAGAUAUGAGGACAUUCAGUCAGAAGAAGGCUGCUAUUGAAAGAGAGUAUGCACAGGGUAUCCAGAAGUUGGCUAGUCAGUAUCUGAAGAGAGAUUGGCCUGGAAUAAAAGCUGAUGAUCGGAAUGAUUACAGGAGCAUGUAUCCUGUUUGGAAAUCUUUUCUCGAGGGAACAAUGCAGGUAGCCCAGUCUCGGAUCAAUAUAUGUGAAAACUAUAAAAACUUCAUUUCCGAGCCUGCAAGGACAGUGAGAAGCCUAAAAGAACAGCAACUAAAAAGGUGUGUGGACCAGUUGACAAAGAUCCAAACUGAAUUGCAAGAGACAGUAAAAGAUUUAGCUAAAGGCAAGAAGAAGUACUUUGAGACUGAACAGAUGGCUCAUGCAGUACGAGAGAAGGCCGACAUCGAGGCAAAAUCUAAACUUAGUCUUUUUCAAUCAAGAAUCAGUUUACAGAAGGCAAGCGUAAAGUUAAAAGCCCGGCGAUCUGAGUGUAAUUCCAAAGCUACCCAUGCAAGGAAUGAUUAUCUUCUUACAUUAGCGGCUGCAAAUGCACACCAGGAUCGCUACUAUCAAACAGAUUUAGUUAAUAUUAUGAAGGCUCUUGAUGGAAAUGUGUAUGACCACCUUAAGGAUUAUUUAAUCGCCUUCAGCCGGACUGAGCUAGAGACAUGCCAAGCUGUGCAGAACACAUUCCAGUUUUUAUUAGAAACCUCCAGCAAGGUGGUACGAGACUAUAAUCUUCAGCUGUUUUUACAAGAGAAUGCUGUGUUUCACAAACCCCAGCCCUUCCAGUUCCAGCCUUGUGACAGUGAUACUAGCCGACAACUAGAAUCAGAAACAGGGACCACAGAAGAGCACAGUUUAAACAAAGAGGCUCGGAAAUGGGCCACACGUGUGGCACGGGAGCACAAAACUAUUGUUCACCAACAACGGGUUCUAGAUGAUCUGGAAUGCCAUGGAGUUUCAGUAUCAGAACAAAACCGAACAGAGUUGGAACAGAAAAUAGAUGAAGCUAAAGAAAAUAUUCGUAAAGCAGAGAUAAUUAAGUUGAAAGCUGAAGCCCGACUGGACCUACUAAAGCAGAUUGGUGUUUCUGUCGACACAUGGCUAAAGAGUGCAAUGAACCAAGUGAUGGAAGAACUGGAAAAUGAGCGAUGGGCCCGCCUUCCUGCAGUGACUAAUAAUGGAGCCUUACACUCGCUUAAUGCAGAUACUGAAAGAGAAGAAGGAGAAGAGUUUGAGGACAACAUGGAUGUUUUUGAUGACAGCAGUUCCAGCCCUUCUGGUACCUUAAGAAAUUACCCACUCACCUGCAAAGUUGUUUAUUCCUAUAAGGCUUCUCAACCAGAUGAGUUGACCAUUGAGGAGCAUGAGGUGUUAGAAGUGAUUGAAGAUGGAGAUAUGGAAGACUGGGUAAAGGCUCGAAAUAAAGUCGGCCAAGUGGGUUAUGUGCCAGAAAAGUACCUACAGUUUCCCACCUCGAACAGUCUGCUGAGCAUGCUGCAGUCCUUGGCUGCCUUGGACAGUCGGUCACACACAUCCAGCAAUUCCACGGAGGCCGAGCUCGUUUCAGGCAGCCUCAACGGAGAUGCCAGUGUCUGUUUCGUGAAAGCACUUUAUGACUACGAGGGCCAGACAGAUGAUGAAUUAUCUUUUCCUGAGGGAGCAAUCAUCCGAAUCUUGAACAAAGAAAACCAGGAUGACGAUGGCUUCUGGGAAGGAGAAUUCAAUGGGCGGAUUGGAGUUUUCCCAUCGGUGCUAGUGGAAGAACUUUCAGCCUCAGAAAAUGGUGACACUCCAUGGAUGCAAGAGAUUCAGGUCUCUCCUUCCCCCAAACCGCCCAGCUCCCUGCCUCCACUGCCGCUGUAUGACCAGCCUCCCAGCAGCCCUUACCCCAGCCCAGAUAAGAGGGGCUCCCAGUACUUCUCCCGCUCUCCUUCAGCAAACGAAAACAGCUUCCAUGCCGAAUCGCCAGGAUUCUCGCAGGCAUCCAGGCAUACUCCUGAGACCUCAUAUGGGAAACUGCGACCUGUUGCGAUGGACUUGGGAAGUUAAACAGAGCUCUGGAAAAGGAAGGCUAUAAAAAUAAACACAUCUUGGAAGGUCUAGCUUAUUACGCUGGCACUUUCCUCACUAAGCCAUGGUGAGACUGCCAGGUGACAACUAUGGAAAGUGUAUUUAAAUUAUAACAAGUUCUGUGAGCAUUAAAGCAGUCUAAUUGUGAAACAGAAUUUUUUUUUUUUUUCCAGCAGGCGUUUAUUGAGAACUUUUUUUCCAGGCCUCUACUUUCCUCUUCGACAGACAGUGAGAUGAUAUAAGAUACAUGCCCUUUUGAGGUUUGAGAGCUUCUAUUCUCAAAGAAAUUAUUUGUUCUUUACAAAUAAUCACCUCUACCCACCCCUUACUCGGCUGUCAUCAAAUCUAUCCCACUACCUCACUGUGAAAUAGUUCUUCCAGGGUCAUAACUUCCGCAUGGUAAUCUAGUUACAUUUGCAGUUUUAUUUUCCUAGACCCUCUUAUCAGCAUUUGACACAAUUCUUUGAGCCACUUACAACCUUUGUCUUUGUUCAUUCAGCAGAUACUGAGUGCCUUGUUAAGGACUUGGUUCGUGAUCCUAAAUGUGAUAGGAAGAUGUUGUAAGAUUGUAAACCAGAUAGUGAUAUGACUGGUUGUUCAUUUUUAAAAAUUAUUUUUACUUAAUAAUUUUUAUAAUUUUAUGUUGGCUGCACUUGGUCUUACUUGUAGCAUGUGGGCUCUUUGUCACUGAGCAUGGACUUCUCUUUAGUUGCAGUGAGUGGGCUUAGUUGCCUUGAAGCAUGUGGGAUCUUAGUUCCCCAACCAAGGAUCAAGCCUAUAUCCCUUGAAUUGGGAGACCACCAGGGACAUCCCAGCUGUGCAUUUUAAAAACACUACUGUGGCAGCUAGGUGGAAAAUGAGUAGAAAGUGUCAGAAUGAACAUGAGGAGUUGUUAGGAGGCUGGAGCAAUGGUCCAAGCAAGAGAGGACAGUAAUGUGAACUAGUGGGGAAGAGCAGUAGUGGAGAGAAGUGGACCCAUUUGUUCCACCACACUUUUCCUGGUCUGCUUUCUACUUCCUGGCCUUCCUUUUCAUUGACCUUUGAGGGCUUCUCUGCCUUUAUCCAGCUCUGUUGAUGCUUCUCAGGGUUCCAUCCACUAACCACUUCCCUCUUUUUUUUUUUAAUUUGUUUGGCUGCGUCAGGUUUUAGUUGCAGCAGGUGGAGUCUUUGUUGCAUCGUGUGGGAUCUUUUUGAUGCGCUGCACGGAGUCUGUAGUGUGGGCUCCAGCGCACACAGGCUUUAGUAGCUGCUGUGUGCAGCCUCGGUAUUUGGGCACUCAGGUCAGCCUCUCAGCUGUUCCAUGGCAUGUGAGAUCUUAGUUCCCUGACUAAGGGUUGAACCCAUGUCCCCUGCAUUGCAAGGCAAAUUCUUCACCAUUGAGCAACCAGAGGAGUCCCAGGGCUACUGCUCUUAAAGUCGUUAAACUUACUCCUGAGUUAUCUCAUUUACUCCCAAGACUUUGAUAACCAUUUAUUUCCUGACAGCUCCCAGAUUUAUAACUACCUAUCCAAUCUCUUCUCUGAGCUUCAGAUCUAUGGAAAUCUUAGUGUAUAUAUAUAGCAAACCCCCAAAACUAGCAAAAAAACUAGUUAAUUAUCCUCCUUCUCAGACAUCAUCCUUCUCCCUUAUUUCCCAUCCUGGUGAGUGGUACCCCUAUUCUGCUAGUGCUUUGGGAUCACUCGUGACACCUCCCUGACCUGCCUUUCAUGAAGAGUCAUCGCAAGGCCCGCCAGGGUUACCUAGAGAUGACUGUCAAGUUGUCCCCCUCCAUUCCCCCAGUGCCAGCCAACAUCAGCUCUCUUUCAGACGAUCACAGGAGGCUCCAAAACUGUCAACCUGUAUUCCUGCCCUCCACCACUCUUUUCUUCAAACUUUUACCUGAGUCAUCUUUUCACACAUCUAAUAUUACUGCUUAAAUCCCUCAAAGACGCUUCUUUGCCUACAGAAUAAGGCUCAGAUUUUUAAAUAUGAGUUAAUAAGGCCCUUCAUGACUUACCCCAGCCUGUCUCUCUAGUCUCAUCUCUUGCAUCUCUCCUUCCAAGACACAUUUAAAGGUUUUUCAGUUCUCCAAGCAUUGCUCUCUCUCGCUUCCAACUCUAGGCCUUUGCUUGGGCCAAGGUUGUCAGGACUACAAAGACUCUUGUGGCCAUGAGGCUUUCAGCCCAGGGAAGAACCUGAGUCUUGAGUUUCACAUUUCAUCCAGAGCAGUCGGUCCUUCUCAAUGUAAGAAGCUAUAAAAAUUAAGUUGAAAGCACAUGCCUAGAACAUUUCUGAGAGCCCUCGGGUGCCCAUGUCCUUGAAUAAGUGAUUGGUCGGAUUUCGAUGCUUCAGCCACUGAAUCAGGAAGCUGACUGACCAUGUGAUGGUUUCCUGCUCAGGUCCGGGCAGCUCCCCCUCCUCCUACGCAGAACCACCGAAGGCCCGCAGAGAAGAUCGAGGAUGUGGAAAUCACACUGGUGUGAUGAUGGGUUUGCCUGUCCGU
This is a messenger RNA of Capra hircus (goat), 5092 nucleotides long. RefSeq names its product FCH and double SH3 domains 2 (gene FCHSD2). The transcript has 20 exons. Gene Ontology annotation, molecular function: protein binding. Gene Ontology annotation, biological process: regulation of actin filament polymerization; neuromuscular synaptic transmission. NCBI's taxonomy places the organism in Eukaryota, Metazoa, Chordata, Mammalia, Artiodactyla, Bovidae. The coding region runs from base 427 to 2589 and encodes 720 amino acids. Gene Ontology annotation, cellular component: recycling endosome; neuromuscular junction. The record is from RefSeq and is a predicted model, not a curated record.